CAGUCAGACUGGUCCAGUGCAUCAGUAUCACUGAUCUCAGACAGUCUGAGAGCACAUCUGAGAAACAUCAACAUGAAGAAUCUCUUAAUACUCUUCUGUUCUUUGAUCCUGAGCGGUGUGUUUGGUGCUGAUGAAAUGAAUGUGUCAGUGAUGGAGGGAGAAUCUGUCACUCUUCCCAUUAACCCUGCUGAUAUAAAGAGAGCUUCUAAUCUGGAGUGGACGUUUAAAGACACAAUUAUAGCAAAGAUUGAUAUAGAGGGUAAAGAUAGACCCGCGGAAUACCCCGAUGAGAGAUUCAGAGACAGACUGAAGCUGGACCGUCAGACCGGAUCUCUCACCAUCACACACAUCACAUCUGAACACUCUGGAGUGUAUCAGCUACAGAUCAGAGGCAGCAGAGAGAUGAAAAAGACAUUCAGACUUUCUGUCAGUGAACUGGAGCCAUUAUCAGUGAAUGAGGGCGAUUCUGUCGUUCUGCACACUGGUACAGAAACACAGACAGAUGAUGUGAUACGGUGGAAGUUUGAAGGCACUGUCAUAGCUCAAUUCAACAGAAUGUCAAAUUACAUCUCAUAUGAUGAUCCUGAUGGGAGAUUCAGAGGCAGACUUGUUCUGAAUGAUCAGACGGGAUCUCUCACCAUCACAGGCAUCAGAUCUGAAGACUCAGGAUUGUACAAUCUAAACAUGAAUAACAACAAAAACAUCAUUCACAAGAGAUUCAAUGUCACUGUCACUGAAUCCAGUCAGAGGUCACACUGGGAAAUAACGGUUGCAGGAAUAUUGGUUGGAGUCGUCCUGGGGUUUAUUAUGUUUGGUGUUUCAUUAAUUAUAUACAAGCGUUGCAGAAGGGUUCAACCUCUCCAACACCAUGGUCCAGACCAAAUAGGUUUUAAAGGAUGUCAGCGACAAGAUUGGAGACCUGCACAAACCUUGAAUAGGCUACAGACAGAAGCUUGGUGAGAAGGAGACAACUGUUGGUGUGAUUAUUUGGAAAUAGAAGAUAUACAAAAUAACUAUCAAAUGCCCUUGUUCUGGAGCUCCCUGCAAUAUUUCCCCAAUGGGGUAAAGAUGAUCAUGAGAAAUGUUAAAGAUCAGCCCAGAACUACACGGAAGAAGCCUGUUAAUGAUUUCAAGACAGUUGGGAACACAGUUAGCAAGCAAAACAUUGGUAACACAUUGGUAACACGCUAUGCCACAGUAGACUGAAAUCCUGAAGCACCCGCAAGGUCCUCCUGCCCAAGAAGGCCCGCCUGGCUCGUCUUAAGUUUGACAAUGAACAUAAAAAUGAUUCAGAAAAGGCUUUGGCGAAAGUGCUGGCACUGCUGUGAGACCAAAAUGGACUCCUGUGUUUGGAGGGAGAGAAAUGCUGACUAUGAGCCCAAGAACAUCAUGUCUACAGAGAAGCACAGUGUUGGAAACAUUCUGCUUUAGGGCUUUUUCUCUGCUACAGGUAUACAGGAUGACUUCACCGCAUUGAGGGGCUGAGGGACGGGCCCAUGUACCGUAAAAUCUUGGACGAGAACCUCCUCCCCUUAACUAGGUCACUGAAGAUGGGUCAUGGAUGAGCCUUUAACAUGACAAAGACGCAAAACAUAUUGCCAAGACAACCAAAUAGUGGCUUAAGGAGAAGCACAUUAAAUGUCCUAGCCAGUCUCUAGACCCUAGUCCUAUAGAACCUCUGUGAAGGAGGCUAAAACUCCAAUUUGCUGAGCGACAGCCAAGAAACCUUAAAGAUUGACAGAGGAGUGGACUAAAUGUAUCCGGACACAUGUGCAAACCUGGUGACCAACUAUCAGAAAUGUCUGACCUCUGUGCUUGCCAACAAGGGUUUCUCCACAAAGUACAAAGUUAUGUUUUGCUUGGGGAUCAAAUACUUAUUUCACUGACUGAAAUGCAAAUCAAUUUAUAACCUUUAUAUAACAUUUUUUUCCCCUGAUUUUUUUUAAUAUUCUGUGUCUAUCAGUUAAAAUAAACCCACCAUAAAAAUUAUAGACCCCUCAUUUGUUUGUAAGUAGGCAAACUUACAAAAUCAGCAGGGGAUCAAAUACUUAUUUCCCUCACUGUAACAAACCCAUCAAUCUAACUGAAAGCAGACGAUUAAAAUAAAUGUCCUCACAAUCCACUCCUGUUCGUGUUUACUGCUGACCAGGGCAUGUCGUCACAUGAGGACGGGUU
Triplophysa rosa is the source of this 2175-nucleotide messenger RNA. RefSeq lists its product as uncharacterized. The record is from RefSeq and is a predicted model, not a curated record. Lineage: Eukaryota; Metazoa; Chordata; Actinopteri; Cypriniformes; Nemacheilidae. The coding region runs from base 73 to 960 and encodes 295 amino acids. The transcript has 5 exons.